ACCGAUAAUCUCAUUUUCCCCAAAAGCUGCCAGUGAUUUUCCAUUUUCCAUUACCAAAUCCAAUCCCAGAAUCGGAGUUGCCAUGGUCAAGCUAGUCUCCGCUAGAGAUUUCAGGGUCUACGGCCCUCGGCCGCUCCGGAACCGGGCGGAGUACAUCAAUGCCGGCCUCUAUUUGUUCGCCACUAUCCUCCUUCUCGGUGGCUUUGUUGCUCAGCUUUCCCGAGAACCCAAAUCUGGAUUGGCCCUAAUUCUUCUCGCCACUUCCCUAAUUGCCAUCGUUAAUUUGCACGAUCUCUUCGCCCAUCUCGCCGGAAUUGAUCAUCGGUUGCCACUGCUUGUUCAGUACGAUGCCCAGCUUUUUUUUGUGGAAUUUGCUGUUCCGUUUCUUCAGGCGAUUGGGUCGCUGCUCUUGUCUUUGGCUGCACUGUUUCUUCUAAUUCAGGAAAAGAAGGGACACGAUUAUGACAAACUAGAAAAGCAUGCUUCAAAUAUGCUUAUUGCGGGUCCUGCCUUAUGGAUGCUUGGAUCGAUCCACAACUCAUGCCAAAUCUAUGAAAGGGCCGAUGGACAUGUUCAAAUCUUGCAGCAGAGUGUCCAUAUUCCAUUUUUAAUAGGAAGCUUACUGUUUUUUGUUGCAGCAGUUCUCAAUAGCUACGAGCAAGUUGGGUUAGCCCAUCAUGGUCUCAAACUUCUGGGCAAAAACUGGAUUUGGUUAGGUAUCUUUGGGAGCUUAUCACUCUUGUUGGGCGGAUUGGCGAACGUGCUUAAAGUGUUCAAGAUGCAGCAGUUCGAGGGACUACGACUUGAGAAGCUUCGAGGAGGGGCAAACGAGCGGCUUCUUGGGGAAAGAGAAGGCAGGAUUCCUCUGAUUCUAGAGGAUCAGGGUAGGAGAAAACGACACUCGGAUGAAGAAAGAGGAAGGGAAGCCAGACCGACGCCUUAUAAAGAUGUACUCGUAGGCCAAUCACCCUGAAUGUUCUCCUGUAAGUUGGGCGAAAUGGCAUCAGUUUCUAGUCAGCCACAAUUCCGUUACACCCAACCACCGUCAAAGGUUCUCCACUUGAGGAAUUUACCUUGGGAAUGUACCGAGGAGGAACUCAUUGAACUGGGAAAGCCAUUUGGAAAAGUCGUGAAUACAAAAUGUAAUGUUGGAGCAAACAGAAAUCAAGCUUUUAUUGAGUUUGCAGACAUAAAUCAAGCUAUUGCAAUGAUAUCAUAUUAUGCAUCUUCCUCUGAGCCUGCUCAAGUUAGAGGAAAAACUGUCUAUCUGCAGUAUUCUAACCGGCAAGAAAUUGUGAACAAUAAAACAACAGCUGAUGUUCCUGGAAAUGUGCUUUUAGUAACAAUUGAGGGCACUGAUGCACGCCUUGUCAGCAUUGAUGUUUUGCACUUGGUUUUUUCUGCCUUUGGAUUUGUGCAUAAGAUUACUACCUUCGAGAAAACAGCUGGAUUUCAGGCGUUGGUGCAAUUUUCGGAUGCGGAGACUGCCUCAUCUGCUAAGAAUGCCUUGGAUGGGAGAAGCAUCCCUAGGUAUUUGCUUCCGGAUCAUGUUGGACCAUGUUCCCUUAGAAUCACUUACUCUGCCCAUACUGAUUUGACUGUGAAAUUUCAGAGCCAUCGAAGCAGGGACUACACUAAUCCUUAUCUUCCUGUUGCUCCAUCGGCCAUAGAUGGAAGUGGUCAGUUCACCGUGGGUUUGGAUGGAAAGAAACUCGAACCAGAGAGUAAUGUUCUUCUUGCCUCCAUUGAGAAUAUGCAAUAUGCAGUCACCUUGGAGGUUUUGCACAUGGUUUUUUCUGCAUUUGGACCUGUCCAGAAGAUUGCCAUGUUUGAUAAGAAUGGGGGAGUCCAGGCCUUGAUUCAAUAUCCAGAUGUUCAGACUGCGGUAGUUGCCAAGGAAGCCCUCGAGGGACACUGUAUUUAUGACGGAGGGUUUUGCAAGCUUCACAUCUCAUAUUCUCGCCAUACUGAUUUGAGUAUCAAGGUGAAUAACGACCGAAGUCGAGACUAUACAAUUCCAAAUAAUCCUCCCAUGGUGAAUUCCCAACCGCCUGUUGUGGGGCAGCAACAACCACAUCAAAUGAUGGGUCCUUCCACUCAUCAAUACAAUGGAAAUCAGUAUGGUCCUUCCGGAGAGCAGCAGCCUGGGGUGCAGCCUCCACAAUCUUCAGGUUGGGGAUCGGGCGGUCCUGCUGCGCCCUACUCCUCCAUGCCCAUGCACAAUCCUGGUUACAUGCCAUCGGGGACAAUGCCGCCACAGCAUGGUAUGAUGCCAAGCCCCAGUGGUUUACACCAGACACCACCACCACCGUAUCGCCCCGAUCACAGGCAAUAGCACGCAUUGUCUUCUGUUUUAUAGUUGAAUGUUCAUUCAAGAAAACCAACUAAGCUUUUUAAAGCACUAGAAAUGCAUUUUGGCAGAGGAAACAAAUGUGCAUUAAAAUUCGAUGGUUCCGCGAACUACUCUCACUGUUCAGAACAAAUUAGGUCGGUUCAUUUCCCUUUUAUUUUAAGGGAUGUGAAUGAAUGAAUGUAAGAUCCCAAGUGUGAAGAACCGAGCACCUUCCUUUUGCUGUUUAUUGAUGAUCACUGUUUUAUAAGUCUUUCUCUUCCUUUUGCUCAUUCUUAUCACUUCUUGAACUUAAUCCUCAUUUAUGCAAUGUACUUUGUUUCAACUGUGGCUAAACUGAGUUGUCUCUCCCCCAGGCUGAUGAAACAUUGUAUUGACGGCACUUUAUCUACAUCUAAAAUUGUGUUUUUUC
This is a messenger RNA of Cucumis melo (muskmelon), 2762 nucleotides long. RefSeq names its product polypyrimidine tract-binding protein homolog 2. The transcript is spliced from 13 exons. The record is from RefSeq and is a predicted model, not a curated record. Gene Ontology annotation, molecular function: mRNA binding. Gene Ontology annotation, biological process: regulation of RNA splicing. Gene Ontology annotation, cellular component: nucleus. Lineage: Eukaryota; Viridiplantae; Streptophyta; Magnoliopsida; Cucurbitales; Cucurbitaceae.